Messenger RNA from Ipomoea nil (Japanese morning glory), 1945 nucleotides. Its product is annotated as F-box/kelch-repeat protein At1g67480-like. NCBI's taxonomy places the organism in Eukaryota, Viridiplantae, Streptophyta, Magnoliopsida, Solanales, Convolvulaceae. The record is from RefSeq and is a predicted model, not a curated record. The transcript is spliced from 4 exons. Gene Ontology annotation, molecular function: protein binding. The coding region runs from base 555 to 1715 and encodes 386 amino acids.
UUUGAUUCUUUCUAAAGUGGCCUUUCCAAAAUUCUAUCGUCACGAGACUCUCCUCCGUGGCUGCUCCCCUCCUCCAUAUUUAUAUAUCUCUCCAUCCCACUCUUUUCUAUUCUUACAUACAUACUUUCUUUACACACUCCUUUUACCGCAAAACUUGACUCUACUCCAGCCUCGUUAAAGAAAUCACAUUUUCAGGUGAUUCUUUUGUGACAAUAAAGAUGGAAGUAACUGGCGGCUAAACCUCUGGUUCUAUGGGCUUGGCAGAUAUUCAGGCAAUGCUUGGGGGGGAAACAAACUCUAGGAAAAUAGAGAGUGGUAACAUCAUAGGUGCCAGAAUCCAGCAGAACAUUAGUAGGAUCGGAAGAAGUGGCAUGGAAUCUGAAUCUGAUUGGACAAAGCAUAGAAAGUUGUCAGCCUUUACAGCUCAAGAUAUCCGUUCUGCUUGGUCUUCUAGAAUUUCCAUAAGUGAAGUAUAUCAUGAGUUUCUCUAGUCAAAAUGCUCGUUGUUGAGUUUCAUGUUGAAUAUUCCAAGUGUCAGAAUUGUGAUUUUAUAAAUGCCUGGCACUAAUUGUGGGAAAAAGAGAGUUACAGAAUUAAAGAUGUGUUUCUCAGAUGAAAUGAACCUAGAUAAUCCAGGCCAUUCGAAAAAUAUUUCUUACUUUACUUCUUCUGUUGUUGUCGAUGAUUCCUAUUCUCCCCUGUUGCCUGGAUUGCCUGAUGAUGUGGCAAAAUACUGCCUUGCUCUUGUUCCCCGAUACUAUUUUCCUGCUAUGGGUGGUGUCAACAAGCGAUGGAGAUCAUUUAUUAGAAGCAAAGAGUUCAUCAUGGUACGAAAACUAGCAUGUUUGCUUGAGGAGUGGCUUUAUGUUUUAACUGUGGAUGCUGAUGGAAAGGAAAGCCAUUGGGAGGUCUUGGAUUGUUUGGGGCAUAAACACCACCAGCUCCCACAGAUGCCUGCUCCUAUCAGAGCUGGCUUUGGUGUCGCGGUUCUCAAUGCAAAGCUGCUUGUUAUGGGUGGAUACUCCAUGAUUGAUGAGUCUGCCUCUGUUUCACCAGAAGUUUUUCAGUAUGAUUCAUGCUUGAACAGCUGGAGCAAAUUAGCCAGCAUGAAUGUGGCACGAUAUGACUUUGCUUGUGCUGAGGUGAAUGGAAUGGUGUAUGCAGUUGGAGGUAAUGGUGUGAAUGGGGAGUCUCUUUCUUGUGCUGAGGUGUAUGACCCAGACACCAACAAAUGGAGAGUGAUUGAGUCUCUUCGUCGCCCAAGGUGGGGGUGUUUUGGGUGCGGGUUUGAGGGAAAGCUGUAUGUGAUGGGUGGUCGGUCAAGUUUUACAAUAGGGAACUCGAGGUUCGUUGAUGUGUACAAUCCCGAGAGGCAGUCAUGGUGUGAGAUGAAAAACGGUUGUGUGAUGGUUACAGCUCAUGCGGUGGUGGGAAAGAAGCUGUUUUGCAUAGAGUGGAAGAACCAGCGUAAGCUUGGGAUAUUCAACCCGGAGGACAACUCGUGGAAGAUGGUUGGUGUUCCCGUGACAGGGAGUUCGAGCAUCGGCUUCAGAUUGGGGAUAUUGGAUGAGAAGCUUCUCCUGUUUUCGUUACAGGAGAAUCCCACUUACACUACGCUGUUAUAUGAUCCAAAUGCAGCUGCGGGUUCAGAAUGGCAGACUUGCGAAAUAAAGCCAUCCGGAUCGUGCCUCUGUAGUGUCACAAUCAAGGCUUAGAACUCUCUGUCUGCAGGGCACCAUGUUUCAUUAUUUAUUUCCAGAUCCCUAUUAGUAUUAGCUAUAUGGUUGCAGCUUGCUAUGAAGCUUCUGGUGUCUGUGUGCAUGGAUUGGUUUUUUAUGCUAAUUUGGAUAAACAUAUGAAGUUGUCAAGUUUUGAUUGAUUAAGUUGAACUUGUUUUUAGUUGUACCUUGUCUCAUUUCUUGUGACAUAAGAUAGAAUUGCACAC